Messenger RNA from Melanotaenia boesemani (Boeseman's rainbowfish), 3546 nucleotides. RefSeq names its product acyl-CoA synthetase short chain family member 2 (gene acss2). Gene Ontology annotation, cellular component: cytoplasm. Lineage: Eukaryota; Metazoa; Chordata; Actinopteri; Atheriniformes; Melanotaeniidae. Gene Ontology annotation, molecular function: AMP binding; acetyl-CoA synthetase activity. The record is from RefSeq and is a predicted model, not a curated record. Bases 521 to 2683 code for a protein of 720 amino acids. The transcript is spliced from 20 exons.
CAAACAGAGUUCAGCAGCACAUGCUCGUUAUUAGCACAAAACGCUGAGGACGACACUGUUAACGGGACGGAAACGUUUGAUCCCAGCUUACAGAAAAGCAUGAAAGAUACUCAACUUGCAGAAAAAAAGUUUUUGUAUUUGAUGAUUAAAGAUUUAUUUAGUCUACACGGCUAAAAGUUGAAGGCCUUCCGGGAGACGCACAGCUUCAUCUUGUUGUUUUUGGAGUAAGCUAGCAGAGCCUGUUAGCUUAGCAAUAUUCUUAGUCGCCUGUUGACGUCCGUGCAGCCCUUUUAACACAUGAAGACGCACGCAAAAGUGGAAUAAAACUGGCAUGGGCUUGCUUGUGCACACACAGCUGCACGUUUUGUGUCCAAACUUAAUAUUUGCACGUCGAGAUUAAAAAGAGAAAGUUACAAAGGCCAAUCUGCGAAACAAGGAAGUGUUAAUUAAUUUAGCCGCUAGCCCUUCUAUCUCGCGGCAAUCUACCUCUGUACGUGCUUCUCGUUCCCUGGAGCAUUUUAUGUUCACGGAACUAGGCUGUCGGUGCCACCUCAACAAACCUGGAGACGAGCAGACCCUUCAGAAAAUGAUUCCCGACAAAGUCCCAAAUAAAGACGUCUUCCAUGGAUCUGAUGAUCUGAAGAACGAGGCUCACAUCCCCAGCUUUGAGAAAUACAAGGAGCUCUACAUUAAUUCCAUAGAGAAUCCAGAUGAGUUCUGGGGUGGUGUUGCUAGAGACUUCUUCUGGAAGACCAAACACACGGGCCCGUUUCUGGACUACAACUUCGAUGUGACCAAAGGGGAAAUCUUUAUCAAGUGUAUGGAAGGAGCCUCCACAAACAUCUGCUACAACCUGCUCGACCGCAACGUCCACGAGAAGAAGCUUGCGGAUAAAAUCGCCUUCUACUGGGAAGGCAACGAGCCCGGCGAUGAGCUGACGGUGACGUACAGAGAGCUGCUGCAGAGGGUCUGCCAGUUCGCCAACGUCCUGAAAUCACAGGGGGUGAGGAAGGGGGACCGUGUGUCCAUAUACAUGCCCAUGGUGGUUGAACUGGUGGUUGCCAUGUUGGCUUGUGUCCGUAUCGGAGCGGUUCACUCCAUAGUGUUUGCUGGUUUCUCUGCCGAGUCUCUGUGUGAGAGGAUCGUGGACUCUCAGUGUUCGCUGCUCAUCACAGCAGAUGGUUUCUAUCGAGGAGAUAAGCUGAUCAACCUGAAGCUCUUAGCUGAUGAAGCACUACAGAAAUGCAGAGACAAAGGUUUUCCCAUAGAGAGGUGUAUCAUGCUGAAGCACUUAUCCAAAGAACCAGAGGAGACUGUGGGCUCCAGCUCUCCUCCUGCCAAACGCUCGUGUCCUGAUCUCCAGCAGGAGAAAAACACAGGAAAAGUAAAGAAAAUUCGUCCUCCUCCACAGGUCCCGUGGAACCCACAGGUGGAUCUUUGUUGGCACACUCUGAUACAGGGAGCUUCUGACGAAUGUGAACCAGAGUGGUGCGACUCUGAAGACCCCCUCUUCAUCCUGUACACCAGCGGCUCCACUGGAAAACCAAAAGGAGUUCUUCACACAGUCAGUGGCUACAUGCUCUACACUGCUGCCACCUUCAAACUGGUGUUUGACUAUCAACCUGAUGACAUCUACUGGUGCACAGCAGAUAUUGGCUGGAUUACCGGGCACUCCUACAUCACUUAUGGCCCUCUGGCCAAUGGGGCCUCCAGUGUCCUGUUUGAGGGUCUGCCUACCUACCCAGACGUGAGCCGUAUGUGGGAGAUUGUGGACAAAUAUGGGGUUACUAAGUUUUACACCGCUCCAACCGCCAUCAGACUGCUGAUGAAGUUCGGCAGCGAGCCCGUACAGAAGUACAAGCGUGAAUCCUUGAAGGUUUUGGGGACAGUGGGAGAACCCAUCAACCCUGAAGCCUGGCAGUGGUACUACAACGUGGUGGGAGAGAAGAGAUGUCCAGUUGUUGACACCUUCUGGCAAACAGAAACUGGAGGACAUGUGUUGACUCCGCUACCGGCAGCUACACCCAUGAAACCUGGAUCUGCUACGUUCCCGUUCUUCGGAGUGGUUCCAGCCAUCCUAAAUGAGUCGGGGGAGGAGUUGGAGGGUCCGAGUGAAGGCUACCUGGUGUUCAAACAGCCGUGGCCCGGAGUGAUGCGGACAGUUUACGGAAACCAUCAGAGGUUUGAAACGACCUACUUCAAGAAGUUUCCUGGAUACUACGUCACAGGAGACGGUUGCCGUAGAGACAAAGAUGGCUACUACUGGAUAACAGGGAGGAUAGACGACAUGUUGAACGUCUCAGGUCAUCUGCUGAGUACAGCAGAGGUGGAGUCGGCUCUGGUGGAGCACAAGUUUGUGGCUGAAGCUGCUGUGGUGGGCCGACCUCAUCCUGUCAAAGGAGAAAGCCUCUACUGCUUCGUAACUCUAACAGACGGAGUCGUGUACAACAACAAGUUGGAGGCUGAACUCAAAAAGCAAGUGAGAGAGAAGAUAGGGGCCAUUGCCACUCCAGACUACAUCCAGAACGCACCAGGACUCCCCAAGACCAGAUCUGGGAAAAUCAUGCGACGGGUACUUCGGAAAAUCGCCUGCAACGACAAAGACAUGGGCGACAUCACUACACUGGCCGACUCGUCUGUGGUGGAUCACCUCUUCCAGAACAGAUGCUGCACCGCUGUGUAAACGCUUGAAGGAUUCUGGGAAAAAAGCUCCAACUGCUGUUGCACAACAGCAGUGACAAACUGGGACGAGGAAGAAGAGGAGGAGGAGGAUGGAGGAGGAGCAGAGAUUCCACAAACCCGGUCUCAUCUAACAGAAAGCCUAGUUUAACCCAGUCCCGAUGACUAAUUUAAAUGACCCCACUGUUUUUAACAUGGAGGAAAAGUCAACAGCAGGAGGAGAAACAAUAAGUCUGCUUGUUUCUUAUUUCCUACUUCUUGUUACACAUGAUUUUUAACAGCCAUAGAGGCCGACAGAGUUGCAGCGGUGAAGCCAGAUGUUUGUUUUUGGUGAGUCCUGCAGUUGGACUGUGUGGAAAAGGGAAACACUUCAGCUGGUUUCCUUCCAGUAUCAGCUGCAGUCUAAAAGCCCAAAAGUAAAGUCAGUCUGGUCGACUCCGUCUUUAGCUCAGAUUUCAACUUCUACAUCGACAUGAAACCAGCGUGAAGCGUUGCUUCUAACGACCCUUAAUGUAGUUAAAGCGACGCUUUAGAUCUGUUGUACACUGAUGAUUCAGUCUGAGAACGCUUCAGUUUAACUUCUUUUCAUUUAUGUUGUUUUUUUUAACAUCUUUUUCCUGUUUUUAUUUUUGGGGUGAAAUUUUACCUGUACAUUGUUAGGGGUGUGUGCGUGCGUGCAUGUCUGUGUGUGCUUUUCUGUUUAGCUUGUAGCCAUGUAGAGGUUAUUAGAGUCUGGAAGAAACCAGAAGUUUGGAUAUUGAACAGUCAACUCUGCUCAGGUGCUGACGCUAAAAAGGAGAAUAAGGCAUAAUUAAAAAAAAAAUCAUUCAAUGUCAUCUUUGAGUAUUAAAUGAGACAUAAUAAUUA